Zingiber officinale is the source of this 869-nucleotide messenger RNA. RefSeq names its product cysteine proteinase inhibitor 12-like. The transcript has 4 exons. Bases 110 to 706 code for a protein of 198 amino acids. The record is from RefSeq and is a predicted model, not a curated record. Gene Ontology annotation, molecular function: cysteine-type endopeptidase inhibitor activity. Lineage: Eukaryota; Viridiplantae; Streptophyta; Magnoliopsida; Zingiberales; Zingiberaceae.
CCAUCGAAGCGUGGCAUCUCAUUCUCAUCCCACUCAGCCGAGCCCUCUUCUUCUUGUUGCCCUCGUUCUGAUCUUCGCUUCCCUGUUCUUCUCGCCUGCGCUUGCGUCCAUGGUUGGAGAUGUGAUAGUAUCGGAUGGGGCGCAGAACAGUGCCGAGAUCGAGGAGCUCGCUCGCUUCGCUGUCGAGGAGCACAACAAAAAAGAGAAUAGACUUCUGGAAUUUACUCGAGUAGUGAAGGCAAAAGAGCAAGUUGUGGCAGGAACACUUCAUCACUUGACCUUGGAGGCAAUCGAUGCAGGGAAGAAGAAGCUGUAUGAAGCUAAGAUAUGGGUCAAGCCAUGGCUCCACUUUAAAGAGCUUCAAGAGUUUGAGCAUGUGGGAGACUCUCCCUCUCUUACCACUGCUGACCUCGGUGCUAAACGAGAUGAGCUUGGUCCUGGUUGGCGCACUGUUCCUGUAAAUGAUCCUCUGGUUAGAGAUGCAACAGACCAUGCUUUGAAGACCAUCCAACAAAUGUCCAAUUCCCUGUUUCCUUACGAGCUACUGGAGGUCCUCCAUGCAAAGGCAGAGGUGAUUGAAGAAACUGCAAAGCUUGACAUGCUCCUUAAAGUUAAGAAUGGAAGCAAGGAGGUGAAAUUUAAGGUCGAGGUCCACAGGAAUCUGGAAGGUAACUUUCUUUUGAAUCAGAUGCAACAGGAGAAUUAGGAGUUCAAAAAUGAAUAACCAAAGUACUCGCUACAAAUAAAUAGUCGUGUAACGACUUUGGGUGAUAUUUGGAAAACCUGUUUUACCUCAACUUGCUUGUAGUGUUUGUGAAUGCCUUAUGCACUUUGGUAUUAUUAAAAGGUAAUAGCAGAUGGAGAAUAUA